UAUUAUUUUGGUAGUAGUUUAUUCAAGCGUGCUUUACGAAGCAUAUUUUGUCGAAUGUCUUUACUGAAAAAUGGCUGAAAAAGAAGAGACGUUGAAACUUGCCCAGCAGGCAUUUAAAAGGCUUCGUAAACGAGCAAGACAACUUGACAUCGACAGCAAACACUUUCGAAACAUAAAAUCGCUGAACAAUUUAAAGAACCAUCGAUAUCGAUGGUCGAUUGUGUUUUUGUUGUGUCUCAGUGUUGUUGCGUUGCCUUUCAUUGGUUACCGAGGAUUUAUGGCGCUUGGUGAUGAAAGUCAGACGAAACUGAUGAAGCUUUUGGCCGACAAAGUGAUGGGCAUCGAUAUAGACACAGAUACAUGUCUCCUUCCGACGAUUGAACUAUACCAAGAUAUGUUUCGACCGCCUGUUGAUUGUGGGGUAUGUGAAGAUGUCGAAACUGUUGACAUCGUGAAUAAUCUCAAAAAAGAAGAGUUUCUUGAAAAGUACGCUUACACUGGUCGACCAGUUAUCAUACGCAACGGUAGCAAAGAUUGGAGCGCUUUGUCACAUUUCAGCUUUGCAUUCUUCAAGAAUGUAUAUCCCAAAAACAGUCCUGCUCUACAGUCGUCUGACAAAGAUUGUCAGUUUUUUCCUUAUAGUACAAACUUCCAGUCUUUAGGUGAUGUAUUCAACAUGUCUGAUCGCAUGGCUCGAAUGCAAGGCGAUCCAUGGUACAUUGGCUGGAGUAAUUGUGAUUCCCGUGCAGCUAAUGUCCUGCGCAAGUACUACCGAAAACCUUACUUUCUUCCGGAUGACUCAGAGUCAAGUAAAACAGACUGGAUAUUCAUGGGUUGCCCCGGAUACGGUGCAAGUCUUCAUAUUGAUGCUGUCGACAAACCUUCAUGGCAAGCUCAAAUUAAAGGAACGAAACAGUGGAUAUUGGAACCACCACCGGAAUGUUAUUUCAAGUGCAAAACUGCCAAACAUGUAGUUACCGUACAUCCAGGCGACAUCAUUGUCCUGGAUACAAACAGAUGGUUUCAUCAAACAGAUAUCAUUGGCCAAGAUAUGAGCAUCACCAUCGGAUCUGAGUAUGAUUAACGAAAAGGAAAUUUAAUGGAUAAAUCUGUUGAAAUAAAUGUGAACAACUAGAUCUUCUUGAUGGAUUAUUGAGGCGAAGCUUAGAAAAUUCAUAAAUGUAUUUAAAGUGCUGUUUGUAAUAGCUUAUUUAUAGUAUUAAAUGAGUAGAAUAGUGUUCCUUUAUUAAAGGGAAUGUGUCUCUA
This is a messenger RNA of Xenia sp. Carnegie-2017, 1266 nucleotides long. RefSeq names its product bifunctional arginine demethylase and lysyl-hydroxylase psr-1-like. The record is from RefSeq and is a predicted model, not a curated record. The transcript is spliced from 4 exons. The coding region runs from base 71 to 1084 and encodes 337 amino acids. Lineage: Eukaryota; Metazoa; Cnidaria; Anthozoa; Malacalcyonacea; Xeniidae.